CGCGCCUCAGCCGGUUCGGUCCCGGAGUCUUUCCAGCGCCUUGUUUCUAGCGGUUGGUGCUGAUUUUGCUGGGGUUGUCAUGGGGGAAGCGGAGAAGUUUCACUACAUCUACAGUUGUGACCUGGACAUCAAUGUGCAGCUUAAGAUAGGAAGUUUGGAAGGGAAGAGAGAACAAAAAAGUUAUAAAGCUGUUCUAGAAGACCCAAUGUUGAAGUUUUCAGGACUGUACCAGGAGACAUGCUCUGAUCUCUAUGUUACUUGUCAAGUUUUUGCAGAAGGGAAGCCUCUGGCCUUGCCAGUGAGAACAUCCUACAAAGCAUUUAGUACAAGAUGGAACUGGAAUGAAUGGCUCAAACUGCCUGUAAAAUACCCAGACCUGCCCAGGAAUGCCCAAGUGGCUCUCACUAUAUGGGAUGUGUAUGGACCAGGGAAGGCAGUACCUGUGGGAGGAACAACAGUUUCGCUCUUUGGAAAAUAUGGCAUGUUUCGCCAAGGGAUGCACGACUUGAAAGUCUGGCCUAAUGUAGAAGCAGAUGGAUCAGAACCCACAAAAACUCCUGGCAGAACAAGCAGUACUCUCUCAGAAGAUCAGAUGAGCCGCCUUGCCAAGCUCACCAAAGCUCAUCGACAAGGACACAUGGUGAAAGUAGAUUGGCUGGACAGAUUGACAUUUAGAGAAAUAGAAAUGAUAAAUGAGAGUGAAAAACGAAGCUCUAAUUUCAUGUAUUUGAUGGUUGAAUUUCGAUGUGUCAAGUGUGAUGAUAAGGAAUAUGGUAUUGUUUACUAUGAAAAGGAUGGUGAUGAGUCAUCUCCAAUUUUAACAAGCUUUGAGAUUGUGAAGGUUCCUGACCCUCAGAUGUCUAUGGAGAAUUUAGUUGAGAGCAAACACCACAAGCUCGCCCGGAGCUUAAGAAGCGGACCUUCUGACCAUGAUCUCAAACCUAAUGCUGCCACAAGAGAUCAACUAAAUAUUAUUGUGAGUUAUCCACCAACCAAGCAACUUACAUAUGAAGAACAAGAUCUUGUUUGGAAGUUUAGAUAUUAUCUCACUAAUCAAGAAAAAGCUUUGACAAAAUUCUUGAAAUGUGUCAAUUGGGAUCUACCGCAGGAGGCCAAACAGGCGUUGGAACUUCUAGGAAAAUGGAAGCCAAUGGACGUAGAGGACUCCUUGGAGCUGUUAUCCUCCCAUUACACCAAUCCGACUGUGAGGCGGUAUGCCGUCGCCCGGUUGCGACAGGCAGAUGACGAGGAUUUGUUGAUGUACCUAUUACAGCUGGUCCAAGCUCUCAAAUAUGAAAAUUUUGAUGACAUAAAGAAUGGAUUAGAGCCUACCAAGAAGGAUAGUCAGGGUUCAGUGUCAGAGAGUGUGUCAAAUUCUGGAAUAAAUUCUGCAGAAAUAGAUAGCUCCCAAAUUAUAACCAACCCGCUUCCUCCAGUGUCUUCCCCUCCUCCUGCAUCUAAAACAAAAGACAGUUCAGAUGGUGAAAAUCUAGAGCAAGAUCUCUGUACCUUCUUGAUAUCAAGAGCCUGCAAAAACUCAACACUGGCUAAUUAUUUAUACUGGUAUGUGAUAGUGGAAUGUGAAGAUCAGGACACUCAGCAGAGAGAUCCAAAGACCCAUGAGAUGUACUUAAAUGUAAUGAGACGAUUCAGCCAGGCAUUGUUGAAGGGUGAUAAGUCUGUCAGAGUUAUGCGUUCUCUGCUGGCUGCGCAGCAAACAUUUGUAGAUCGGCUGGUGCAUCUAAUGAAGGCAGUGCAGCGUGAAAGCGGAAAUCGUAAGAAAAAGAACGAAAGACUACAGGCAUUGCUUGGAGACAACGAAAAGAUGAAUUUGUCAGAUGUGGAACUUAUCCCAUUGCCUUUAGAACCCCAGGUGAAAAUUAGAGGAAUAAUCCCAGAAACAGCUACACUGUUUAAGAGUGCUCUUAUGCCUGCACAGUUAUUUUUUAAGACGGAAGAUGGGGGCAAAUACCCAGUUAUAUUUAAGCAUGGGGAUGACUUACGCCAAGAUCAACUUAUUCUUCAAAUCAUUUCACUCAUGGACAAGCUGCUACGGAAAGAAAAUCUGGAUUUGAAGUUGACACCCUACAAGGUAUUAGCCACUAGUACAAAACAUGGCUUCAUGCAGUUUAUCCAGUCAGUUCCUGUUGCUGAAGUUCUUGAUACAGAAGGAAGCAUUCAGAACUUCUUUAGAAAAUACGCACCAAGUGAGAAUGGACCGAAUGGAAUCAGUGCUGAAGUUAUGGACACUUACGUUAAAAGUUGUGCUGGAUAUUGCGUGAUUACGUACAUACUUGGAGUUGGAGACCGACACCUGGAUAACCUUCUGCUCACAAAAACAGGCAAACUCUUCCACAUAGACUUCGGAUAUAUUUUGGGUCGGGAUCCGAAGCCUCUUCCUCCUCCAAUGAAGCUGAAUAAAGAAAUGGUAGAAGGAAUGGGGGGCACCCAGAGUGAGCAGUACCAAGAGUUUCGUAAACAGUGUUACACGGCUUUUCUCCACCUUCGAAGGUAUUCCAACCUGAUUUUAAACUUGUUUUCCUUAAUGGUGGAUGCAAACAUUCCAGAUAUUGCUCUUGAACCAGAUAAAACUGUGAAAAAGGUUCAGGAUAAAUUCCGACUAGACCUGUCUGAUGAAGAGGCCGUGCAUUACAUGCAGAGUCUGAUUGAUGAAAGUGUCCAUGCUCUCUUUGCUGCAGUGGUAGAGCAGAUUCACAAGUUUGCCCAGUACUGGAGAAAAUGAAACUGGGUUUGGCACCUUAAAACGUUCUACUUCAGAAGCGACCUCUGUAUAAGGAAGACUUUGGAGUAACAAGGAGGAGAACACUUAAUCUUCAAGAUACCGUAUAUCCUAAAUGUUACAUGGUGCCUGAAUUCAGUUUCCUUGGAUGUCCCUGCCUGUAUAUUGUCUUGAAGGAUUUGUUUUGAAAUAUUGUAUAUAUUUAUUUUCAAAUGUACACAUUGUUAAUAAGCUAAGAAGUAAAAAAUUUAUUCCAGGAUCAUGUAUAUAUUAUGAGAGUUCUGGAAGAAUUUUAUGUUGAAAUAGUAAAACAUUUUAGUCUCUGAGUUUGAAAUGUCCUUUUUUUUUUUUUAAUCAUCUCUUCACACCAAGACAGCAGUUACGAAUUUGGAUGGUCUCACUUAAGGAGACUUUUUUGUUCUGUCUCUCCCUUCUCCCUCCCUCCCUUCCCCCUUUUUCUCUCCUGCUCAUGUUAGUUUUUUCCUAAUCUGCAGUACCUAAAGGUUUACGUAUUGUGGCUCAUUCUUUUACAAAAGUUCAACAAUUGCAUAUACUUCAAAUAAGACUGUCAUUUUCUCUCAUUUUUAAAUAUAUAUCUGUUUUGAAAACUGUGGUUAGUUCACAAUUCUAGGUUGUAACUAUGUGAAUCAGCACAUGCAAAUAUAUUAAUGUGAGUCACUGGCCAAAAGAUAACAAUGACACAGCUUUUAGUAUUGAGCCCAAGAUAUUUUUACAUACACAUGUAAGCAUAAAUUGUCUUUUUGCAAUUUAUACUUUUUUGAUGUAAACUUACUUUUCAAAAGCUUUUUGAAAUAGCUCUCCUAGACUUGUUAAUGUAAUAUAUCUUUUCUGGUUAUUGUUUGUCUUUAAUAGUAAUUACUGAUUAUUAUUUCUGAUAAUUGUUUAUCUUUUAAGACUAAAAGUCCCGCCAAUCGACUUUUGCCUCAUGAAACUUUGGGAAAAUGGCACAUAGGAAAAUAGAAGAAUAACACAGUAAUAAUCUUUACAAUUUAAUAUGUUGCAUAGUCACAUGUGACUUUGUUUUGGAAGAAAAUAUCUCAUUCUUUCAUUGAAUAAAUAAUAUUUGAAUAAAUAUUAAAUACCAGAUGACAGAUUAGAAGGUUAAAUUGAGGCACAGUUUCGGAGAGUACAGUUGAUUACAAUUAACUUUUUGUCAUCACGUCAUCAUUAUCUGUGAGCUUGCCAUUUUAGAGUGAGCUUACCAGCUGGACACAAGCACGUGAUUGGGAGACGUCCUAGAGGCACGCAGAGUAUGGUUUGUGUAAAACAUACAUGCUGAUUUGUAAACCAGAGAAGGUGAAAGGACCUCUCUCUACACAUCCUCAUAAGACUUGGUGUCCAGUGAACUGGAAGCUCCAUCCUUGUCUUUCUGUGCUUCACACGUGUCUAUCCCUUCAGUGGCUGCGAAGUGUUGAAACCAUAUGCAUUCUCUUUGAGUCCUAUGUCUAUUGGCUCUGAAGAGUUUUCUCGAAAUGGCCCUGUAGAAAGUGGCCAAGCUUCGGAACUCUUACAAUUCUUUAUUUAUAGCUUUUUAAUUGGCAUUUAGUAAAGGUCGGUAUUUUUGUUAUACUUGCAUCUCCCAUUUCAGAGGUUUGGCACUUUUUCUGUAAAGGGUUGGGGUAGUAACUAUGUUAAGCUUUGGGAAGCAUAUAAUCUUUGUUACAACAACUCAACUCUGCUGUUAGAGGGGAAAAGGCAUCCAUAGACAACAUGUAACAAAUGGGCUUGGCCAGAUUUGACCCUCGAGCCUUGAUUUGUUGACUAGUUUGAAUUAAGUGUAAAGCAAAAACUCUCAUCUUACUCAUCUUUAUGAAUUCCACUGCACUUUGCAUAAGUAGGAGUAUGUUGAUAGUGGGGCUCCAUGAAUUAGUUUUGGAUUAAUAUGAAAUUCUAUAACGGCCAACUCUGACAACUGGUAUGGAGAGUUGACCUUGUAUUCAGUGUAAACUUGGUAAGAAUUAUAAUGGAGAGAGAGCUUUCUAAGAAGGAAGAUGGAUACUGAGUGAAGAAAUAGCAUCUUUGAGGAUAGACAGUGGCCAUGGUUUUGCUCAGAGUAUUUUGUCUGUGGGUGGUGAGCCUACAUCAGAAAGAAAAGUGAUUUAUCGGUCUUAAUUUCUAUUGCUUCAAACAACCUUUUUGUUCCUACUGUUUUCCCUGAACUCCAUUGUUUUUGUUGUUCAGAGCCUUUACAGUACAGUCUGUUUCUUCAUUGUCAUUGCCUUCCAUUUUCUGUCAAUACUUGUUUUGAGUUUGAGAAAUGUGUUUGUGCAGACACAAUGCUUUGAUUCAAGAGUGUGGGUACUAUGGUCAUGUACUAUAAGUACUCUGAGAUUUCUGCAUUGGGGAAAGAAAAUGUUAGUGGAAGCCACUGAGAGUGGGGCUACAAAAGUAGGGAAAGAAGUGAAGUGUUACUAACAUUCCUAAAUAAAGGGUUGAUACAACCUGA
Messenger RNA from Suricata suricatta (meerkat), 5207 nucleotides. It is a transcript of the gene PIK3C3, whose product is annotated as phosphatidylinositol 3-kinase catalytic subunit type 3. The coding region runs from base 80 to 2743 and encodes 887 amino acids. Gene Ontology annotation, cellular component: membrane; endosome; cytoplasm. The record is from RefSeq and is a predicted model, not a curated record. Gene Ontology annotation, molecular function: 1-phosphatidylinositol-3-kinase activity. The transcript is spliced from 25 exons. Lineage: Eukaryota; Metazoa; Chordata; Mammalia; Carnivora; Herpestidae. Gene Ontology annotation, biological process: phosphatidylinositol-3-phosphate biosynthetic process; phosphatidylinositol-mediated signaling; endocytosis.